Molecule: messenger RNA, 4041 nt
Organism: Helianthus annuus (common sunflower)
Lineage: Eukaryota; Viridiplantae; Streptophyta; Magnoliopsida; Asterales; Asteraceae
Product: putative disease resistance RPP13-like protein 1
Exons: 2
Coding region: 32-3847 (1271 amino acids)
Biological process (GO): defense response to other organism
Molecular function (GO): ADP binding
Source: RefSeq, a predicted model, not a curated record
ACUUGUCUUAAUUCCCUUUUUACUGAUAACAAUGGCUGAAGCCGUUGCAUCUGCACUCGUCAAUGUCAUUUUUCAGAAGCUUGCUGAUGUAGCCCUCAAGAAGUAUGUUGGUUCUCAGGGAUUUUACACUGAGUUGGAGAAUCUGGAGAGAGAACUGUCCCAGAUCCAAGCUGUGCUGAAAGAUGCUGCUGACAAGGAAGUAAAGGAUGAAGCUGUUAAACAAUGGCUGCGUGAGCUCAAACAUUUGGCUUACGAUAUCGACAACUUACUUGACGAUGUGGCUACCGAAGCUAUGCAUCGUGAGCUAUCAGGAGCAAGCACAAGCACGGUAAGAAACCUAAUCAUCCCAACUUGCUGCACAAAUUUCUCACUAGAUCAAAGGUUGAGUCACAAGUUAGAUAGUAUUACCACCAGGUUAGAACAUAUAAAUAAGGAAAAAAAUGCGCUAGGGUUGACCGUGAAAGAUGGAAAACAGAAAGAUCCUAAUAGAGGAAAUGAAACCUCUUUGCCAGAAUCUAAUGUUGUUGGACGAGUUGCUGAGAAAGAAGAAUUGCUGAAGAAGUUGUUAGGGGAUGAUGGGUCAUCUAAGGAAAACUUUAGCAUAGUACCCAUAGUUGGUAUGGGUGGGGUUGGGAAGACCACUCUAGCUACACUUUUGUAUAAUGAUCCACAGUUGCACAGUCACUUUGAACUCCGGGCAUGGGUUUAUGUCUCUAAUGAUUUUGAUAUAUUCAAGAUAUCUAAAGUCAUCUUUCAAUCGGUGACCGGAGAGAAUAAAGAUUUUGCAGAUCUACAUCUACUUCAGGUGGCUCUUAAAGAGCAUUUGAAGGAAAAACGAUUUCUACUAGUACUUGACGACGUGUGGUGUGAGAACAAUGAUGACUGGCAAUACCUAUUGCAGUCAUUUCAUUUGGUGGCUCGUAGAAGUAAGAUAAUCAUCACAACUCGUAAGGAUCAAUUGCUAAAAAAGCUAGGUUUUGGUGGUAUUGGUCAUCUAGACCAUCUCAAAAUUUUGUCACAUGAAGAUGCUUUGUCUUUAUUUGCUCUACAUGCAUUGGGUGUAGAUAACUUUGAUUCACACCCAACACUAAAACAAAUGGGUGAAAGUAUUGUGGAAAAGUGUGGUGGUUUGCCUUUGGCUUUAAAGGCAAUUGGAAGACGAUUGAGGACCACAACAAAUGCAGAAGAUUGGGAUGAUGUGUUGAAAAGUGAGAUAUGGGAUAUAGAAAUUAGUGAAGAAAUUUUUUCAUCCCUUAAGCGAAGCUAUCAUGAUCUUUCUCAACAUUUGAAGACGUUGUUUGAAUAUUGCUCCUUGUUUCCCAGGGGCUUUUUAUUUGACAAGGAGGAGUUGAUUUUAUUAUGGAUGGCUGAAGGGUAUUUAAACCAAUCAAGGGGAUACAUGUCACCAGAACGCUUUGGCCAUGAGUGUUUUGAGAUAUUGUUAUCAAAAUCGUUCUUUCAACAUGCCCCUAACGAUGAAUCUUUCUUUGUGAUGCAUAAUCUCAUGAACGACUUGGCCACAUUUGUUGCUGAAGAUUAUUUUUUACGGUUUGAAAAGGAAAUGGAGAUAAGAAAGAGAGGUUCGACAAAGUACCACCACAUUUCAUUUAUUCGUGAGGAGUAUGUAGCUUACCAUAAGUUUGAGGCAUUUAAAAGAGCUAGAAGUUUGAGAACAAUGUUAGCAGUAUCUGCUGGGAUGAAUAAUAGUUGGGACACCUUUUACCUAUCCAAUAAGAUUUUGGUUGAUUUACUUCCGGAGUUAGCAUUGUUAAGGGUUCUUUGUUUGAGUCGUUUUGAGAUAAGUGAGGUACCAGAGUUCAUUGGCAGUUUGAAGCACUUAAGGUAUCUUAAUUUAUCUCAAACUAAAAUCAGAGAGUUACCAGAUAAUGUUGGCAAUCUUUAUAACUUACAGACAUUGAUUGUUUUUGGGUGUCAAAGUUUGACUAAGUUGCCUAAAAGCUUCUCAAAGCUUCAAAAGCUACGUCAUUUCGAUUUAAGAGAUACUCCACUUUUGGAGAAGCUUCCUUUGGGGAUCGGCGAGUUGGAAAGCCUACACACUCUGACCAAGAUAAUCAUUGGUGGAGAUAAUGGCUUUACAAUAACCGAGCUUAAGGGGUUAAUAAAUCUUCAUGGGGAAAUUUCUAUACAGGGACUGCACAAAGUACAAAGUGCAAUGCAUGCAAAGGAGGCGAACUUAUCUCUAAAAAGGCUUUCUAAGUUAGAGCUAAAAUGGGGUUACGUUUUUGAUGGAACUCGAAGGGGGCCACUCGAAGAAGAGGUUAUCAGUGAACUGAAACCUCACAGUGAUAGGUUGAAAGAGCUUGCAAUUGUGUCAUAUGGGGGAACAAAGUUUCCAAACUGGAUAGGGGAUCCCUCUUUUCAUUUGUUGACUCAUGUGUCGAUACGUGGCUGUAAAAAAUGUACAUAUUUACCGCCACUUGGGCAACUAGCUUCACUUAAGGAGUUGUUUAUUCAAGGCAUGGAUGAGGUUGAAGACAUAGGUUCAGAGUUCACAGGGACUAUCGAUGUUUCCUUCCCUUCACUUGAAGUUUUAUGGUUUGAAGAUAUGUCGGGGUGGAAGACGUGGUCAACCAACUAUUAUAUUUUAGAUGAAGUGUUUCCAUGCCUUAGAGAGCUUCAUAUAAAGGAUUGUCCAAACCUGAAUGACGUCCUAGUUGAAGCUCUACCUUCACUAAGGGUUUUACAAAUAGAUAGAUGUGGUGAUGGUGUGUUGAGACAUCUGGUUCAUGCAGCUUCAUCCAUCACUAAGUUGGAGAUACAAUCUAUUUUAGGGCUUACAGAUGGCGUGUGGAGAGGUGUUAUAGACUAUCUUGGGACACUUGAAGAACUAAGAAUCAAUGGGUGUAAUGACAUAAAGUAUUUGUGGGAAUCAGAAGCAGACGCAAGUAAGGUUCUUGUGAACUUAAAGAAAUUGUACGUACAUAAUUGUUCAGGUUUGGUGAGUUUAGGAGAGAUAGGGGACGGGGAUAAUUUUAACAGCAGCCUCCUAUCAUCUCUUAGGAUUUUGGAUGUAUGGCAUUGUAACAACAUGCAAUGUUGUUGUUGUCCAAAUAGCAUUGAGAGUUUGUGCAUUGGUUCUUGUAGUUCAGUUACACGUGUCUCCUUUGCAACACCAGCAGGAGGGCAGAAGCUCAAGUCACUGGAUAUAUCUCUUUGCAACGAACAAAUGGAAAUUAUCAACAACACUGGCAUGCCAAUGCUAGAAUACGUGUUUAUUUAUCGUUGGAGAAAUCUGAAAUCAAUCACUGAUAUGAGCUACUUCAAACACAUCACUCACCUUGAGCUAUACAGCUGUUUAAGCAUCGAGACGUUUCCUGACCUUGAGCUUUCGAAGCUCACUUCAUUACAAUUUCUGUUAAUAGAAAAAUGUCCAAGUAUGGAUUCUUCCUUUCCUCGUGGACUUUGGCCCCCCAAAUUGGUCAGCCUUGGAAUAGGGGGGUUGAAGAAACCAAUCUUGGAAUGGGGCUACCAAAAUUUUCCAACUUCUCUUGUUAGCCUAACGUUAUGCGAUGAACCCGAAGUGAGUAAUUUAAAUCAGUUGUCCCACCUUCUUCCUUCCUCUCUUACUCAUCUUGGCAUCGAAGAAUUCGAUAAUCUGGAAUCACCUUCAGAGGGACUACAACAUCUUACACAUCUUCAACAUCUCUCCAUUGAGAAAUGCCCGAAGAUGAAACAUCUACCAGAGACGUUGCUACCUUCACUUUUGAGUUUGAUAAUUGAAGAAUGCCCAUAUCUCGAAGAAAGGUGUAACGGAAGAGGCUCCCGCUACUGGCCUCUCAUCUCUCAUAUCCCACGCAUCGAAAUAGAAUCCAGCGAUUCCGAUUGAUUGGACUCAUUGAAGAAAGAGAGUUUGGAACUUACAGCAAGAGACUGCUUAUGCGGAAACAAAGUUUGUGCUUAUUGGUAAUCUAUAAUUUUUCUUACAGAAUUUGGUGUUCAUAUAUUGAUUAAUUUCAAUUCUUCAUGAGUUCGUGUGUCUCGAUAUAAGAAGGCACAAAAUCUCCAAGAGAAGUUUAAAAA